Messenger RNA from Anopheles maculipalpis, 2673 nucleotides. RefSeq lists its product as uncharacterized. Bases 4 to 2448 code for a protein of 814 amino acids. The record is from RefSeq and is a predicted model, not a curated record. Gene Ontology annotation, molecular function: neuropeptide receptor activity. Gene Ontology annotation, cellular component: membrane. Lineage: Eukaryota; Metazoa; Arthropoda; Insecta; Diptera; Culicidae. Gene Ontology annotation, biological process: neuropeptide signaling pathway. The transcript has 9 exons.
AGAAUGACCGAAGGCCCUUUCGUGUACGGCAUUGAGCUAAGGGAUCCACCAACAGCACCGACCGACAUCAGCCAGUACGAUCUGCUCUUCGGUCCCGGGAGCCUUCUGCACCACCAGCACCACGACAACCGCUACAGUAUGGCCGACGAAGGCGACCAGUACUACGGUACGAAUCUGUCGCUAGCGCUCGGUGACGUUCUACGCGAGAACAUCUCCGCUGCCAUUGUUGGAGCGCACAAUCUUACCGGUGACUUUGGCAGUACGGCCAUCAGUUUGCCGCCGGGCACCGGGCAUCACGCAGGAGGACACCGGGGCGGUGACAGUUCCUUUCAGAAUCAGCUCAUCAUCCCGCUGUACGCCAUCAUCUUCUUGCUGUCGGUCGUCGGUAAUCUGUUGGUAAUUUUAACGCUCGCACAAAACAAACGUAUGCGCACGGUGACCAACGUCUACCUGCUGAAUUUGGCAAUUUCCGACCUACUGCUGGGCGUGUUCUGCAUGCCGUUCACCCUCGCCGGCCAGGUGUUGCGGCGGUUCGUCUUCGGAAGUGUCAUGUGCAAAUUAAUACCAUAUUUUCAAGCUGUGUCCGUGUCGGUGGCCGUGUGGACACUGGUAGCCAUCUCGCUCGAGCGCUACUUUGCCAUCUGUCGCCCGUUAUCCUCCCGCCGGUGGCAGACCCAGUUCCACGCGUACAAGAUGAUCGGGCUUGUCUGGACGGUAAGCUUUCUGGCCAACUCACCGCUGUGCUACGUGCAGCGUUUGCAACCGGUCGGCCGUACCACCGGCCAGAUGAAGUGUCGCGAGGUGUGGCCGGACCGGGUGUGGGAGAAAGCGUACGUGCUGUUUCACGACGUGGGCCUACUGUUCCUGCCGCUGCUCACGAUGGGUUUCGCCUACUCGAUGAUAGUGUCGAAACUGUGGCGAGGUCUCCGUCACGAAAUUAAACAUUCGUCACUGUACCAGCAAACAAGCAAACCGGGCCCGGGUGGUCCGGGCCCGGCCGGUGCUUGUGCAGCGGGCGGUACAGCGGUCGGCAGCACUUGUCCAGGUCCGGGCGAAACUGGGACCAUGGUCGGUGGCGUCGAGCAACAUUCGCAUCCCACAGCAGCCGGAAGCGGAUCAGCGGUGACAGCUGGGCACGACGCCAGCAAACCGUUGAAGGGUACGGGCACGGGCAAGAGGUUCGAGGCAGGUUUUGUGUUAACGUCGAGCCUCAAAAAAGGACCCUUCAAAACGUCAACAGCCGUCGUAAACUUCGCGAGCAACAACAACACGAUCGGUAAGGGAAACUUUAACAGUGGAGGUAAUGGCGGCUCAGGAUGCGGUGGCACCACUACCAAUGGUGCCGGCACCAGCGGCAACCCUUGCAGCAGUGGUGUGAGUAAUGGCAGUAACGCCGGCAGUAAUGGUAAUGGCAGCUCCAAUACGGCGGACAGAACACUCUACUGUGGAGGUGUUGGAUGCGAGGCUCGAACCGGUCGCCUGCGAGGCUUUUGCCACUUCUUCGCCAAGCAGCAGCGUGGUGGACUCUGCCGGAAUCAUCGAUACCAUCUCAGCAGCAGCACCUCGCCGGAAGGGCUGCCGGAGCUGGCUGAAACGAAGUUUGACGAAACGCCCGCGCAUCAGGCACACCAGCAGCAGCAUCCCUACCAUCAUCACUGCCACCAUGCGCACGGUUACCAUCAUCACCAUCACCACCGGAUGCCGACCACCAUCGUGAAGAGUGCGCAGCAGGACGCAAAGCACGAGAUCGUCCUGGGCACUGGCGAACCCGGCCCACUGGAGACGGGCGGCGGUGGAGGCGGCGGCGACGAUGGUGGGCUGUUACCGGGCGGUGGCACCAACAACGCGGGCGCACCGAACCCGUCGACCGGCAACCCAACCGCCACGGCAACCGGUGACGAUGCCAAGACGGACGCGAGCUACCAGUUUUCGCGGCACGCCAUUCGCUCCACCUACAUGGACAAGAGCAUCGAGGCGAAGAAGAAGGUUAUACGGAUGCUGUUCGUGAUAAUCGUCGAGUUCUUUGUCUGCUGGGCACCGCUCCACAUACUCAAUACGGUCUAUCUCUAUUCGCCCUCCUUCGUCUACCAGUACGUCAACAGCAGCGGAAUCGCCCUGGUACAGCUGAUGGCGUACAUCAGCUCCUGCUGCAAUCCCAUCACGUACUGCUUUAUGAACAGACGCUUCCGGCAGGCAUUCCUCGGCAUCUUCAACUGCUACCGUAGCCGCAUGCCAAUCUGCUGCUGCUUCUGCUGCACGUCGAAGAGCGGCCCGAUGGACGGGGCCGAGUCGAAGGCGGCCGCCUAUCUGCGCCAGAACACCAUCAACCAGUCCGGUGCGGAGCGCAACAACUCGGACAUGUCCGGUAACGAUUCGCUGGUAUACGUCGGCCGCGGACUCGUGCAGCGAUCCGAGAUAUUGAUUCUGGAAUCCGAGGAUCGGGUUUAGCACCGGUUCCGAUCACGUGAACAGCUCCGUUUCGAUCGUAAACUCGAUCAGCAGUGCGAGAAUCGCUCAGAUCAUCGAAACGGACCCGGAUGACGAUUCGUUUCGGUUGCGUAUCACGUGGUCAAAGCCCACCUCGGCUAACUACUCAAAGACUGUAGGCGGUUGUGAUAGCGAGCGCUACUCGUAGACGCACGAGUCAACUAUUUAAUUGCGGACGCAGGAGGG